This is a messenger RNA of Amoebophrya sp. A120, 6680 nucleotides long. NCBI's taxonomy places the organism in Eukaryota, Dinophyceae, Syndiniales, Amoebophryaceae. The record is from the annotation of a GenBank genome assembly.
AUUGAAGUCAGACCAUUCUGAUUCUCUGUAUUUAUUCCAAGAUUGCUAGCGCGCGCCCUCGCCUUGCGCCCACAGGUUCAUGUAUCUGCAGGCGAAGCUAAAAACAUGGCUGGAGCCGCAGAUCAUGAUCGACCUGUAUCUCUUCGGCAAACGAGUAUGGGGUGUAAGUACUUACAUGUAGGUUGAUGCCGGUGAAGACGUUCGGCUUCAUACCGAGCAGAAAAAUAGAAAUACCGAAUGACCCACUGACCUGGCACUCUCCGCUUGCUUUUCUGCUUUCGCCAUGCUUCUGUUCUUUUUUCGAUCUCGAAAUUGGAUGCAAGAAUACAAGAUAGCGGCUUCUACAGUCUGUAUCUUAGCAUUUUUGAGUUUCCUCUGUGCGUGAUUUCUACUAUUUGGUGGGGCGAAAAAGAAUACUCUGUUCGGGCAAGAACAAGCGAUGGCGGAGAUCAUGAGGAACGCUGGCCCCUCUGGGCCACCUACGCCCUCAAACAAGAACGUCGUGCGCCCUUUUCCCCCGAACAAGUGGGUCGACGUCGGUGUUCUAAAGAAUACCAGACACCCUUGGUAUGGCUACGAGUGGGCCGUGGGCAAGGGCGGAAAAAAAAACUGGGCUAGGAUGAAUCCUGCCAGAACGGAGUACCAGGAAAAGCGGGGGGGUGGAACAUGUGGAGGCCUCGUCGCCAUCGAUUCGCGACACGCAGCGCCGCUCGCUGUGCCGGAAUUUGCGGAAAAGGCCAAAGUACUGCGGAACCAUCUCCAUGCCCAACACAAUCACGAGCGGCGAGAACUAGCCGCGAAGGCAGAAAAGUACCAGCUACAGCUGCAGAAUUGCAGGGCUUCCGCAUCAUCAUCGGCGUCGUCUUCAUCUUCCUCUUCGUCGACGAGUAGGCGCCCCCUGCAAGUCCCUGCCCAUUGCCACACCCGUGAAAACGCGGCAGAACCAUUGACGUUUUUUUCUUCGGCCUUCUCAGCACAAGCACCAACACCAAGCGGCGAAAAGCCACCGCUGUGGACGAUCGAGGACGGGUUGAAGUCAUCUGCUGCUUGCGGCCAACGCACCGCAAAAACGAUGUCACGCGCGGCUGUCUCGGCGGAAGAUCUCGUGCUGCCGGCGAAUGUGCCAGCACCGACAAGCAAUGACAUUCCGGAUGACGUUCGCUGCAUCGAGCUCAUCGAAGUAGUAUGCCGCGUCAAGAAGUUUCUUUCCUCGCGACAGUUGCUGCCAUUAGAUAAUCGGAAUGAAAAUGGCAGGAACUAUGUGUAGUUUUAUGCGCCCAUUCAAGGUUGGACGUGGAUCGAUAGCAUUUCCAUUUGCACUGCCUUAUAUGGCCUCGAGACCUUUUUUUGUAAGUGUAGAUCGUUGAAUUCAGCGUGCAUGGCUUCGAGGCGUAAAAAGAACAAGCCGACGGAAAGAAAACAACUGCACAGGAAUAAGUGAGUCAAGACAUUGAUCUAGAAACCCACCUUUUGCCUCCUAAAUUUGUCGCGAAACUUCACAAGCCGCACAGGUCCCAUAAGGGAUUGCUGAAAUCGUUGAAAUGGUACAGAGGCAGUCACAGUGCGACACAGACAUUUGCGAACGUCUGCAAUCCAUCCGGUACCGGUAAUUAUCACUUUCGUGUGUUUUGCUUUUUGUUUUUGAGAGGAUUUUUUUUUGAUCGUUGAUCAUGGCGUUGUACGAGAAUAAACCGAACACUCGAACCGUAAAUAAUGAUGUGUGAAUUUCUUGGAGCCCAUCUACGAGCAUGAAAAACAUUCCCACCUACGAUACCGAUGCGCAAUUUUUUUGAAAACAACAACAAAUGUUGCUUCUUUUUCAUGAAAUAACAGCACACAACCAGCCAGAAUCGCCAUGGUUGUGCAGAAGUUUUUCCGAGAUACGCAACUACUUCGAUCGAGAACGAGACCUACUUGCUGCGGCCUCCCGUACAAAUUCAGGGGAGAGCGAACUAUCGCGCGAGGAUAUCUUGUUUAACGAGAUUUUUACCUUAUGGGCUCAGAGAAAUUCAUGUCUAGUACCAUGUUCGAAAAUUUAAAUUUCGCAGUUUUCGAAUAGCGCCAAUGGCAAAACAUUGCGCGCCUCCUUUGCUUGUGCAAGUUGCCCAGCCACGGAGCUGCUGCCAGAGUCGAACCGCUACAGUUCUGCAAGAAGUAGCGACGGCAGCGCCGGCGCCGCGCUUUUUAUUUCGCACGUUAAGCGCUUCGGCCCUCUGGGUUAUGACCUCACUCCUGGCAUCCUGCUCUGUUGUGGUCGUCGCCCGGGCACAGGCCUGCCGCCCACGUUGGGGCCUUUGCCCGAAGAAAAAACUGGAGCAGUUGCACUGGUCGCCGGCUUGUGUUUCUCGGUCUUAGGUGUUUCGGCUCAGUUUGGUGGCUCUGCGUGUUUUCGGUUUUCGGCGGUUUUGUCGGCCAUCGGGGGCCGCGAUUUGGGGGCAGGGCAUAGGGGUUCUGGCCGCCGGGAGCGUCUGUAGUUCGCCCCUCUGAGUGGCAGAGCGACACCUCUACAGACGGCAAGCAUUCACGAUCGGCACUGGCACUAUGAAGAUUGUGGCUAAGAAACCAGCUGAGUGGAGUGCGUUGCGAACCACUUUAGGGCAUGUUCUGAAUAGUGAGGGGCCCGGCUCCGGUUUUCAGGGGGUGCGCUCUGUGGUCCCCUCGCGGUGUGUAGCUGCAAGGCUUUGCCGGAAGGUGGCUGCCCGAGCCCUCCUUCCGGCGCCCUCCAGGCAUUCUCUUGUGGGGUGUUUUAAGUCGUCGUCGAUGUGGCGCCACGCUAGGGCCAGCUCGGAAAAGGAAGGGCAUUAGGUCCGCGCCCGGCUUCGCAUAGGCCAGGGCGCAAGAGGUUUCGGGCCGUGGACAAGCAAAGCCAACAAAGCUGAGCGCCUUCGCCGUGGUUCGGCAAGCUGGUUGCCCUUCGUGAAGUGAAGCGCCUCAACUCCGGCCAUUUUUGUAAAACCCGCCCCCGACUGCGAGGUGGCUCGAGGCGAGACAAAUGACACGGCCCCACGUGGAUGCCAGCAUAGGCAGGCUCCUCCCGCUUCGGCCUCUGGGGCAGGUAGGUCUGCAAGGGUUGAGCGGCCUCAGCUCAGAAGGGGGCGAUGGGCUUUGCCUUCAAAGCUGAAGCGCCUCGGGUCUGGCCAUUUAGAAGAAAGCAGCGGGAGGGCCGGGGCCGUUUCCGGGUUGGGACGAGGGGCGCCUGGGUUCCGAAGAAUGUGGCGGAGGUUUGGAAGGAGGGGGUCCAGGCUCCGGAUGAGGGCGCUUGGGCUGUGGAAGAAGUGGUCUGGGUUCCGCGUGAAGGGGGCCGGGGCCCACAGGAGAAGACCUGGCUCCGGGAGUAGGCGGCUGAACUUGUAGAGGAGGUGGUCCGGGUUGGGAAGGAGAAGGCUCGGGCCCCAGGGGAGGUAGCGGGGGUUGGGGGAGGAGGUAGUUGGGACAUCUGCUGGCGCUAGUGCAAAUUGUUGGGGAUGAAUCGUUUUCGUUUUGGAUUUGCGUUCGACUCUUCCGGCUACACCUUGCAAUGAGUCCAGGCAGGGACUCCUUGCAAGGACUCCUUCGAAGGAGUCUUUUAAAUUUACGCACUUGAAUUUAUUGCCAUUGGCAACAAAUUCAAGUGCGUAAAUUUAAAAGACAGUAAAUUCAAGUGCGUAAAUUUAAUUAUGAAGAGAAAUAGUUGAGACUCUAUUGAAAGAGUCAUUGCAGUGAGUCGUUCCAGUGACUCUUUUAAAUUUUCACACUUGAAUUGUUACCCAUCGGGGGUAGCAAAAAAAAGAGUGCUGAAAGCGACUCGUUUUUCGAGACCAAUAACAGCCCCAACAAAUUUUCACACUUGAAUUAAUUUCCACCAGGAGGAGUCGCCUUCGUCAGUGGCGAAUAGAUUUUCAGUUUACAAUGGGCAUUUUCACCUCUAGGUGAGAGGCGAAAGCGCUGUCGCCUCUCACCUAGAGGUGAAAAUCCUCAUUGGUAACUGAAAAGCUUUUCAGUUACCAAUGGGGAUUUUCGCCACUCGGUGAGUGGCGAAAGCGCUUUCGCCACUCACCGAGUGGUGAAAAUCCCCAUUGGUAGCUGAAAAAUGUUUCAGUUACCAAUGGGGAUUUUCACCAGCCGGGGGCCGGCGAAAGGCAUUUACACACUUGAAUUUCUCAGGCUCUAAAAGAAAAGCGGCGUUUUUCUUUUAGAGCCUGAGAAAUUCAUGUGUGUCAAAUUCGAUUUCUUCAAAAAGUUCAACCUUUGGCCGCCGUGAUCCGGAGCUGGCAAUCAAGCCAGCCCCGACGGUCGGCGACCAACCGCCUUGUUGGCGAAAGCGGAUUGGUUCAACAUUUACACACAUGAAUUUCUCAGGCUGUAGAAGAAAAACGCCGUUUUUCUUUUAAAGCCUGAGAAAUUCAUGUGUGUCAAAUUCGAUUUGUUGAAAAAGUUGAACCUUUGGCCGCCGUGAUCCGGAGCUGGCAAUCAAGCCAGCCCAGACGGCCGGCGACCAGCCGCCCUUUUGAUGGAAGGGGAUUGGCUCAACAUUUACACACAUGAAUUUCUCAUGCUCUAGAAGAAAAACGCCGUUUUUCUUUUAGAGCCUGAGAAAUUCAUGUGUGUCAGAUUUGAUUACUUGAAAAGAUUGAACCUUUGGCCGCCGUGAUCCGGAGCUGGCAAUCAAGCCAGCCCAGACGGCCGGCGACCAGCCGCCCUUUUGAUGGAAGGGGAUUGGCUCAACAUUUACACACAUGAAUUUCUCAGGCUCUGAAAGAAAGACGCCGUUUUUCUUUCAGAGCCUGAGAAAUUCAUGUGUGUCGAAUUUGUUGGCUUCGGAACCUCAAAGCCGUGGUGGGCACCUCAUGGACUAGGCAAUGGAGCCAACCUCGGCGUUCGGGGAUCAAGCGGCUCCGGAUCGAGGGCCGGCUUGUUCGAAGUCCACAAAAGAGAAGCUCCAGAGUUCUGGAAGAAAAACGGCGCGUAUCUUUCAGAGUUCUCGAAGCCCCCUUUUCGGGGCCUUGUUGACUUUGGAAGCUGAAUGGGGUUCGCCGGGGCCGGGUUUUGGGCGCGUGUUAUAAGAUUCGCAGAGGGUUUCGAAGUUUGCGAAUUUUAAAUUUUCAGAAAUGGACUCUCACAUGAAUUUCCGAGAGCCUAUAUACCUAUUUCAAGGAGCGGGCCGUCUUGGUGUGGUUGCUACGACGAAUUCGAGAUGCAGAGCAGGGCAGCGCCAGAAACAGUAAAGCUGCUGCGGAUAACGCGAAUGGGAAUCAGUGGACAAGCUCUAGUGCAAGGACUCUGCUCGAGAGCGGCUACGCCAUGCGUGUGCUGGGCGAAAAAGGAGCAGAACGGUUGGAAAUGCAACGCGCAGCUCGUUUGGCGAUGCUCGAACAGCAUCUGGAUUCGCAUUCGGAAAUCACGACUACACGCACGAGAAGCAAGCAUCACAACAACGCACAAGUUGUCUGCGCUGCCGAACCGGAACCAGCAGCGGGAGCAGGUGUUUCACAGGUAAAGGAACAACAAAAGCCGGAAUCGCCACAACUAGUCGACGGCCGUUCCAGGAUCAAGAGAGAGCAGAAGCAAAAUCCUGGUGACGACGCAUGUGAGGACGCAUCGGCGUCCCUGUCCAGGCAGGCCGGGUCCAGCCAGCAUCAUUCAGCAGCGUCUUUUGUUCCUGAUUUUGACAAAAGCGGAAAAACCAGCAUCAAGCAAGAGGGAACGUCGUCCGUGUCACCCAUCGUAGGCGAAUCCGGUUUGUUGAAAGCUGAGUCUUCUGGUUCUCCCGAUGUUCAAUUCAAGGCAGAAGUGCCUCCUCCUGAAAACGUGACGAGUGAAAGAUCCAUCAAGCGGGACCCAGAGCUGAUCACCACGAGUUCGGCCACAGAGCGAGAGAACUGCGCUCCCACGACCCGAAUCAAGUGCGAGCCCACCUCACCCGGGGCCGCUGAUCGUCGCCGCAGCCGAGUCAACUGCGAGCCUGAAUGCACGAGCAAGCGCGAUCCUGUGCGCAUUAAGAAAGAGCCCACUUCACCAACGUCGCCGGAAUUACCCCGUUUUCGGGUCAAGCAAGAUCUCAUCUUUCAAAACUCUCGCGAGGAGGCAGGAACGCGAACACUGCGGAUCAAGAACGAGCAGCACUCGCCUUGCACUAAAACGCAGUCAGAACGUAUCGGCUUUUUGGGUCAUCCACUGCAACAAGUGAAGCGGGAGGUUGCACCCGUUCCCGUCAAUCGGUCUGCAAACAAACCGACAUCCGAAACACAACACAACGGAGGCGGGCAUUUGGUUGGUGACAAGAAAAGCAAAAAAAAGCAAUCAGAUUCGUCGCUUCCCUCCUGCGCGACCGCAGCUAAGCGUGAACGUCCACUGGAAACCGAGCACGAGGAUACCAGCAGCGAUCAUGGCGUUUUAGCUUUUCUUCCAGCGAAGGUACUAGAAGGGAGAAAGAUCAUACCUUGCCGUCAGCUGAGCAACAUGGCUGAGCCAAGAGCCCGCAACUUUUCCACGGUAGCAGAUAAGGCCCAAGAACAACAAGCCGAUCAGCGGCUCGAAUCCUGCAUCCAAGACACGACCCACCCACCCGCCAAGGUCUUGCUGAAAAGCGAAAACUAUCCGGAGGUGAGCGGAUGGUAUUUCCUGACGCAUACCGUGACGCAGCUCGGGGGCCUGAUCUACCCGAUGUACAAAUCGGAUCUUGCCACUGGCAAGCCGGUUUU